Molecule: messenger RNA, 2152 nt
Organism: Camellia sinensis
Lineage: Eukaryota; Viridiplantae; Streptophyta; Magnoliopsida; Ericales; Theaceae
Source: RefSeq, a predicted model, not a curated record
AAAAUGACAGUUUCAAUAGGAGUUUCAAAAGAUGGAAAAUAGUUUUUCUAUUUUCGAAUCUGUUGUUGAAUACUCUCUUGUGGUCGUGGCCUCGGCGGUGCUCCUGGUUCCGGUGCGGCGGCGCUAGUGGCUUCGACGGCGGCAUAGAAGCUACCACCACCACUGUUUCGGAAUCAACAAAACAGACAAUUUUCUAGUUUUUGCCUUUCUCUCUGAUCUAGAAACCCUUUUUGUUUUCUCGGAGACAUUGGAAGUGGUUAAAAAAAUUAAGAAUUGUUUAAUUCCGACUCGGAUUUCAAACUUUUCGUAGUUUUUUCUUCGGCUAUUUCGCCAUUCAACAAUUGGUGCUUCAAUCUUCUCGCAUUUUGAUCUUUGAUUGCUCUGUUUUCUUCUGUUCUGUUCUUCGGAGACAGUGGAACGUGCGAGGUUUCGUUUCACUGUUACGCAUUGGAUCUGAAAAUCCUUGAAGAUUUCUGGCAAAUUUCUUGACAUUUUCUUCUGAUCUCCGACGAAUCGUCUGACCACCGCAAUAAUUGAGGAAGUCAACAUAUCGAUCGAGCGGUUCUUUCUUUUUUGUAGACAUAAAGCCUUAAUCUAUAAGGGAGAUGCGAGAGGGUUCUAAGAAUAAGUUGAGAAGGACAUCUGAGAAGAAGUGUUUGCAUGGUCAUGGAAGAUCACAUAUAGCCCCUGAAAUUUCAUCAUCUCCACUUGAAUUGGUUGAAAGGGACAGUUGGGAGAAUUUUCCUUCUGAGUUGCUCCUUGAUAUAAUUCAGCGGCUAGAAGCUACCCAGACCAUGUGGCCCGCCAGGAGAGAUGUGGUUGCUUGUGCUUCAGUUUGCAGGUCUUGGAGGGAGACAACAAAAGAGGUUGUAAGAACUCCGGAGCAAUGUGGGUUGAUUACUUUCCCCAUCUCACUGAAGCAGCCAGGACCAAGAGAUUCUCUAAUCCAAUGCUUUAUAAAAAGGGAUAGGGUCACGUCAACGUAUAGUUUGUACCUCGGCUUGAGUCCAACACUAUCAGAGGAUGUCAGCAAACUGUUGUUGGCAGCAAAAAAGAUCAGAAAGGCAACAAGUACAGAUUUUCGGAUAUCCCUGGCAACAAAUGAUUUCUCUCAAUCUAAUCAUGCAUAUAUUGGGAAAUUGAGGUCGAACUUUCUUGGUUCCAAGUUCUCUAUUUAUGAUAGCCAGCGUCCGUGUGACCAUGCAAUCCGAUCCAAUGGUCGGUCACAUCGAAAAUGCAAUUACAACGUGGCUACCAUAUCUUAUGAGCUCAAUGUUCUUCGAACCAAAGGACCAAGGAGAAUGUUGUGCACCAUGAACUCAAUCCCCACCUCUGCAGUUCAGGGAGGGGGCAUUGCCCCAACUGUAGCAACAUUUGGGAAUUUCCUUAAUGAGCAAUGCUCUCAUUUAUCAGUUUCUAAAGGGAAAAACCUUGUUAAAUUUGGCUCAAAUAGUCUUACCGAGCCACUUGAGCCAGUUCAUGACACAAGAGAUCCACUGAUUUUGAAAAACAAAGCUCCUAGAUGGCAUGGGCAGUUGCAGUGUUGGUGCCUUAAUUUCAAAGGACGUGUCACAGUCGCCUCUGUUAAGAACUUUCAGCUGGUGGCAGCUAUUGAGCCAUGCCAAAAUGUUCCAGCCGCUGAACAAGAGAAAGUAAUGCCACAGUUUGGAAAGAUAGGAAAAGACAUUUUUACCAUGGAUUAUCGUUACCCUUUCUCUGCCUUCCAAGCCUUUGCAAUCUGUUUAAGCAGCUUUGACACCAAACCGACGUAGUGGCAACAAUGACAUUGAGUCUUUGCAGGGUUAUCUGGGCUCGAGUCUCAUGGUUCUAUAAAAGGCCUCUCAAGCAUCUUCUUCUGAACGUGGGCUUGUAAGUAAGCUUCUGUGCAGGUGUAACACUGAAUUCAGCCUUGUGGGUAUUCUUUUAGUUGCCUAGACAGGUUUUGUCAGGUUGCGAGAGAAAACAUGAUGUACAUAAGGAUUCCUUUCAGUAAUGGUUCUGUUUAACAGAAUACAGUUACGGAUACCUUGUUUAUUUCCAUUUGUAUUUGCAUUUAACCUUCUUCCCAUGAGGCUUCCCCAUCCAUCAGUGCUGACUUCAGUGUUCCUGACUGGAUUGACCAGGAUUCUCUUCGGUAAUGGAACUGUGUAAC